GCACUGAAAGUGGACUUCCCCAAACUUUGGUUUCUGGAGUUGGAUCAGUCACUAAGACAAUGUGACUUUGGUUUUCGGGACCUCGCGCACGUUAAUUACAAGGUCGCCUUCUUUUUCUAUGUUAGGAGUAUUUAUUCUGCGGCGUUUGUUUAGUAUGAGUUACAGGAACGCAGAGAUGGACUGGAGGUGGAUAGUUUUCACACUGUUUUUGAACUUCCAGUUCACGUACGGGUCUCCCUCAUCUUAUGACUUAUUCCAGGGUUCUGCAUACGCUGGAGUGGUGCACAGACACAGGAAUAGGAACUGGUGUGCCUAUGUGGUGCGCAAGAACGUGAGCUGCGCCGUGCAGGGGAGUGUGGAGAGCUUCCAGGAGCCCGUGCUGGCCCCCUGCCCAGCCUACCAGUCCGACUGCCAGCAACAAGUGACAUACCAUAACCGGUUCCGACCUACAUACAAGAUUGCUUUCAAGACCGUCACAGAGUUGGAGUGGAGAUGCUGUCCUGGUUACCAAGGUCUAGACUGUAAAGAUUUAAAACCACCUCCGGACAGACAAAUAGUGCAAGGAACUCAGCCCUACCGCCCACCAAAUGUUGGCUAUACACCCAGACACACCCAGAGGCCAGAGCGGAGAGAGACAGGGCAUCAUGAGACAAGGCAUGGUGGGACAGAUAAGGUGCACCUCCUGGAAGGUGAAGUUCAGCGCCUCUCUCAAACAGUCCUGGAUCUCCAGUCUGCCUUGACAGGGUUAACUGCAAACCUCAAAACAGACCUGCAGGAUGACACAAAGAAAAUGCUGGUGACCCUUCUUAACAACAUGCGUCCACCAGAUAGUUCAACUGCCUCAGGUACAGAUGAGAACCCGGCAGUGCUGGAUGGUCAUCAAGCCACUAGAGGUGGGAUUGCUGGAGAAAAGGCUAUAGAAAAAAUAGUGGCCCGGCUGGAUGAUAUCAACGACGCACUGAAGAGCAAAGAAGAAGCCUUGGAAGACCUCAGGGGAACCAUGACCAGUCAUGAGGGGCAGAUCCGUGUCCUAAUGGAUGCCUCCCAAUCCCAGACUCCAGCUGUAGGGGACUUUGACAUUAUACAGAACUACAUUGACGGAAAGCUUGAGAAGCUGAAGAAGGAACUGGAUCUGAAUGUUGAGGAACAGGUGGCCAAGCUUCAAAGCUCACACAACAACAAGAUCCAGGCCUUGCAGAAGACCUGUGAAGGAAGCUGUGACCAUGGUUUGGUAAGACUUACAAAGCUGGUGGAUGCAAAGGAGGCUGAUUUGAGAAAAGAGAUCCGGAUACUACGUCUGGAGAUGGCCGCCUCCGAUGGACCAGUAAGAACCCAAAGGCAGACAGAUCCAUCAAAAGUGGGAGAGGAUCGCGGGGAUGACCACAGUGACCUGUGGCGUGAGAUUGACCGAAUUGCAGAGGCACACCGGAUCCUGAACGUCCGCAUUGACAACGAGCUGGCGCACCUGUCUGGACCUCAGGAUGACAAUGACUUUAGCUCAAUGAUUGAAGAAGUGGAGGCACGCAUCAAUAUCUCAGAGCAAAAUGCAGAGUCCCACUGUUUCUAUAUUAAGGAUAAGCUGACGCGUAAGAUUGCUGAGGAAGUGGCAGCACUUCGUUUGCUUCUUGAUGAGCGCCUGAACAACAUGGAGGACCAGUUUACCAACAUGCUGGUGGAAAUGAGCAACAACUCCUUCCCUGGCAUGUUUGGUGACUCCAUGGAUGCUGUCCAGACACAAAUCAACAACAAUAAGUUCCUCCUCCAAGGUUUAGAUGAAAAGGUCAAUGCUGUUGCAGAAUUGUGCUCUGCAGGAUGCUCAGGCUCAGGAGUUCCUUUAGAUUCAGAAAGUUCAUCAGCUGCACCUAGCAGUUUGCUAAUGAUUUUAAAGGACCUGAGUCAGUACAGGAAUGCCUUGGACAUUAUUCACACAAAUGUCGGUGUCAACGAAGACAAGCUGAAGAAAAUGGAGGAAUUUUUUAGAAGUCAGUCAAUCGAAAAUGAGAGGAGUACCAAGAUGAUGAUAGAUCUCGAAGAUAAAAUGAGAGGACUAUCUGGGGCUGUUACUGGGUUGGGUGACUCUCUAAGCAGGCACAAGCAGGAUAUGCACAGAAUAAACUCGACUUGCUGCCAUGCUGAACAAGGUGGUACUGGGAGUCCAACAAGGAAUAACUGGACACCAGUCGUUGGUGUACCAAGUGUCCAAACUGAUGGCACCAGACGUCAGGUGGAUGAGCUGAGGAAUAGGCUUGAUACACUCAGUACGCAGGUGUCUUCUGAAUUAAGACAAUGUAAACAGAACACACAGGGUGUCUCUCAUGACAUUUCUGCUGUGGAUGGACGUGUGGCCCGACUUGAAAAGGUGUGUGGAAGGCUCGAUGGGGUUUCUGACAGUAUCAAAGAGCUGAAGGAUGGACUGGAGAGACAUGUUGGUGGUCUGCGAGACUGUGCGUACAGGAUGAAUGCUACCUGUGGUAAAUAUGGUUCGGACAUCACUGCACUGCAGAACUCCAUGCAGAGGCUCCAGGGACAGCUGUCUGCGAUGGCCAAACAUGUUUUGAAAGAUGUAACCACCAAAGAGCCAGGAAUGAACUUAAGACCGGAGAGGCCUGCAUCUGUGCCAGAUUCAACUCAGACCAGACCCAGAAUCCAAGAAAUCCACAUCCCUCUAAACAUCCCUUCACAGCCACAGUCCAGACAGCCGUACAGACCCAACCAACGAACACAGACAAACACACAUACGAUCAGGACCAAUCCGCCUAGCCAGCCGUCCAGCCCCCAGCAACCAGGCUACCACACCCUUCCCCUGGUUCCCGUCAGGCCAGUGGUGGAGACGGGCGAGGCUGGACCUCCAGGGUACAUGCGCAGGGUGACUGUUCGCAGAGGGUCUGAGGACUCGUCUAGCAUCCCGGUUAAAGGAUUUGCUGGAGCACCAGGCUAUCCUCCCCUGCAGCCUGCAUCUUUCAAGCCUCAAUCAACGAGCCGCCAAGUUCCAUUAGCAGCAAAGGUGCCAUGGAACCCGAUGUUUCAAACUCCAGUCGAAUCACAAGUGUCAGUCGACAACAGUGCCUUUGCAGAUCCCUUCUCCUUCUCUGCUGGCCUCACGCAGCAGUCCCUCUACGGAGACUUUGGUGUUAUCCGCUUCAACAGAGUUCUAGUCAAUGACGGUGGACACUACAAUCCACACGCAGGGAUCUUCACUGUACCUCAGGACGGCAGAUAUUUAAUUUCAGGACUGCUGACAGCCAAGCAAGGCAACCAAGUCCAGGCUGUCUUGUCCGUGUCUAACCGUAGCGUCCAGAGGCUGCAGACCUCGGUGGGGCCUGUGACGGGUCAACACGGAGGCUCAGCUGCUGGUAACUGCGGCUGCGGGGGCUCAGUGUCCUUCAGCCUGAUCCUGCCCCUGAAGAAAGGAGACCGUGUGGGCCUGGUGAGGACUGGGGGCCAGCUGGCCACCACCGAGGCCAGGGAGAUCCUGUCCACCUUUAGCGCCAUCUUCCUGUACUCACCACAGGCCAAGAGAUAGCUGGAGCUCGGCUGCACACUGGAAGAAAAGACUAGUUUGAUCCCCUUGGACUGGAGGAAAAAUUGACGUUAGUUUUCACUGAUUUGCUGUGAUGCAACCGUUUCACCACACAGGGCCACUGUAAAAAAAAUCCUCAGUUAGAAAUUCAACUUAGACGUCAUUGCAUUGCUAUUUGUUAGCUGUGUGCUAAAUAUACCUGAAUACAAGAAGCAGAAUUUGUUUCUAAUAUAUUUGAUUUUAAGUUGCCUUUUGUACCUAUUGUGAAUGUCUUGUAUAUAUAAGUGUUUAUAAAUUAACAUUAAAACACCAAAAUAUGGUUUUAACUAACAAAACCAUCUCAGAGAUUCAAUUUAUGAUCACAACAGCAGAAUACAAUAUCGUUGGCAAGGCAAUAACCACCUGUUAGAGUGUGAGCGCACUUCAUCUUGUUGUGUAAUCAGCACUGUAGAAGUAGAAAAUGAUCAAUAAUAAACAAAAGUGGAAAAACAUGGUGUGUAGCAACACAGCAAGCUUUUAAAAAUGUUACAAACUUGGCUGGCUGUAGAGAACUGGUCAUAGAAAGGCAAGGUUGGAAGGCAAAAUCCCACUUGGGUCGUUACGUAAAGUGGGUGUGGAUGAAAAAUAAAUUUCCCCUCUCUUCACUCCUGAGACUGAGAAAAUAUUCCAGCAGCACUGUGUAAGGAGCAGCAGGAGGGUAUUUAGCCUCAGGUCCUGCCUUUAAAAAGAGAGAAAUAGUGAUUUCUAUUCAGCCAUAGAGUGAUUUACUGCUUUUAUAAAUAUUUAAUGUUUGUGUGCUUCAAUAAAACAAACAGGAUUUGGGAUUUAAACUGCAA
Notolabrus celidotus (New Zealand spotty) is the source of this 4356-nucleotide messenger RNA. RefSeq names its product elastin microfibril interfacer 2a (gene emilin2a). Bases 119 to 3523 code for a protein of 1134 amino acids. Gene Ontology annotation, molecular function: protein binding. The record is from RefSeq and is a predicted model, not a curated record. Lineage: Eukaryota; Metazoa; Chordata; Actinopteri; Labriformes; Labridae. The transcript has 9 exons.